UUUCCACAAUCUCUGGAUGGUUGGCUUCACGGAGCUCACCUAUUUGUUUGGAAAGCUGAUAAUUUGCCAUGCAGAUCAGUAUCUCCACAUCCAUCUUCUGGAGCUAUCCCAGUGCUUCCUCUAGUGUAUAAAGCAUGCUUGGUUUCUGAAGAAGCAGAGAGCAGCACUAUGUGAGGUGUGUCAGAGGACAGAAAGGAGGCAGCCAAGAACAAGAGCCACACAAUUAAGUGGCAAGACUUUCAUGCCAACAUGUCAGGGCUUAACCCUAUCCUGACACCUCCUGAGGUGAAGGAGUACCUGACCAAGGGCGAACGCUUUAUCAAGUGGGAUGAUGACAACACAAAUGCUUCUCCUGUGAUUCUACGGGUUGAUCCAAAGGGCUUUUAUCUAUACUGGACCUCUCAGAGUAAGGACAUGGAAUUUUUGGAUAUCACAAGCAUUCGAGACACUAGAGUAGGAAAAUUUGCCAAGAUUCCCAAGAGCCAGAAGCUCCGAGAGGUCUUCAACUUAGAGUUCCCAGACAACACCUUCUUGCUCAAGGCUUUGACAGUGGUUUCUGGUCCUGAUAUGGUGGACCUUACCUUUCACAAUUUUGUCUCCUAUAAAGAAAAUGUUGGAAAGAGUUGGGCAGACGAUAUCAUGGCCAUUGCUAGGAACCCAUUUACAUACAAUGCUUCCCGUUAUACCUUCCUGGAAAAAAUAAUGGUGAAGUUGAAGUUGCAGCUGAAUCCAGAGGGGAAAAUUCCUGUUAGAAAUAUUUUUCAAAUGUUUCCUGCAGACAGAAAAAGAGUAGAAGCUGCACUAAGUGCUUGCCAUCUUCCGAAAGGCAAGAAUGAUGGCAUCAAUCCAGAGGACUUCCCUGAAACAGUGUUCAAAACAUUCCUGAUGAACCUGUGUCCUCGGCCGGAGAUUGAUGAGAUAUUUACCUCACACCAUUCAAAAGCCAAGCCGUACAUGACCAAAGAUCACUUGACCAAAUUUAUCAACAAGAAACAGCGAGAUUCCCGCCUCAAUGACAUGCUUUUCCCCCAUGCCAAGCCAGAGCAAGUGCAGAGCCUCAUUGAAAAGUAUGAGCCCAGUGGGAUGAAUAUUCAGAGAGGGCAACUGUCUCCAGAGGGAAUGGUUUGGUUCCUGUGUGGCCCUGAAAACAGCAUAGUCUCCCAGGACAAACUGUUGCUGUACCAGGAUAUGAGCCAACCGCUCUCUCACUAUUUCAUCAACUCAUCUCACAACACCUAUCUAACAGCUGGGCAAUUUUCCGGCAUCUCAUCUCCUGAAAUGUAUCGCCAGACUCUCUUGGCUGGUUGCCGCUGUGUGGAACUGGAUUGCUGGAAGGGUCGUCCUCCGGAUGAGGAGCCCAUCAUCACCCAUGGGUUCACCAUGACCACUGAGAUUUUAUUCAAGGAUGCAAUUGAAGCUAUUGCAGAAAGUGCUUUCAAAACUUCUCCUUACCCUGUGAUCCUGUCUUUUGAGAACCAUGUGGACUCGCCCAGGCAGCAGGCGAAGAUGGCUGAGUACUGCAGAACCAUAUUUGGGGACAUGCUGCUGACCGAACCACUGGAAAAAUUUCCACUAAAACCAGGAGUUCCACUGCCAAGCCCCCAGGAACUCAUGGGGAAAAUCUUGAUUAAGAACAAGAAGAACCAGUUCAUGUCCGGCGAGAACCAGCAGGACACUUUGAAGAAAGGGAGGAGUCUGGAGGAGGAAGUUACUGACCAGCCCACACCGAUAGAGGGGGACAGCACAGCCAGGGCAGGUGAGGUGGCUGAAGAGGUGCCCGAAGUGCAGGGAGACCUGGGAACCUUGAAUGAAGAAGAGAUGGAAAAGCUGCAGUCUGAUGAGGGUACUGCAGGUCUCGAAGUGACAGCUUAUGAAGAAAUGUCUAGCCUGGUUAAUUACAUCCAGCCAAUCAAAUUUGAGUGUUUUGAAAUCUCAGCACAGAAGAACCGAAGCUAUGUUGUUUCCUCAUUUACCGAAAUGAAGGCUUAUGAGCUACUGACCAAAUCUCCCAUCCAGUUUGUAGACUAUAAUAAGAGGCAGAUGAGCCGAAUUUAUCCCAAAGGCACUCGGAUGGACUCUUCUAACUACAUGCCUCAGAUGUUCUGGAAUGUUGGCUGCCAAAUGGCGGCAUUAAAUUUCCAGACAACAGAUGUCCCCAUGCAGCAGAACAUGGCGCUAUUUGAAUUCAAUGGGCAGAGUGGUUACCUCCUCAAGCAUGACUUCAUGCGUCGCCAGGAUAAGCAAUUUGAUCCUUUCUCCGUGGAUCGCAUUGAUGUGGUGGUGGCAAGCACAUUGUCAAUAACGAUAAUUUCUGGCCAGUUCCUCUCAGAGCGCAGUGUGAGAUCAUAUGUCGAAGUGGAGUUGUUUGGGCUUCCAGGUGACCCAAAACGCAAAUACAGAACCAAACUGACACCGAAUGCCAACUCAGUCAACCCUGUAUGGAAGGAGGAUGCUUUUGUAUUUGAAAAGAUUUUGAUGCCAGAGCUUGCUUCUCUCCGAAUUGUGGCUUUGGAUGAAGGAGGAAAGUUCAUCGGUCAGCGUAUCAUUCCCAUCACUGUUGUGCGUACAGGUUAUCAACAUAUUUGCCUUCGUAGUGAGAGCAACAUGCCACUAACUAUGCCCUCUCUCUUUGUGUAUGUGGAGAUAAAAGACUACAUUCCCGACUCAUGGGCAGAUCUGACCAUGGCCCUUUCCAACCCAAUAAAGUUUUUUAAUGCGCAUGACAAGAAGUCACCAAAGAACCAAGAGAAAAAUACUGAGAGGCCCAACUUGCAAAAAAGUCAUUCAGCUGCUCAGCUCAGUACUAAUGGGUUACCUAAUCCUGCCGGAACCUUUAGUAUUCCUCCUUCCAAUGGACUUGCAGGAACUUCGGCCACAAGGAAAGAAGAGACUACAAAAGAACCUGCAAAAGGAACUACAGUGCCCCAGACAGUUAGCAUUGAAGAGCUGCAGCAGAUAAAGAGUUUUGGAAAACUGCUGAAGAAGCAAGAAAAGGAGCAGAAGGAGCUGGAGCGGAAAAUGCUGAAACGUAGGGAAGAGCUGUUGCAGAAAUAUGCUGUCUUAUUCGUGGAGCUGGUUUUCCAGGCUGACAAAAAGAAAAUCCCAUGCCAGAAAAAGAAAAGCUGCAGGAGGUUGGCUGACCCCAGUGGAGGAGGGAAUGCUGUAGAGAUGGCCGAAAGUCCUGACAACAGAGUCUUGGAGCUGAAAGAGAAGCUGGAGGAAGAACUAAUCCAGUUAGGGGAAGAGCAGUAUGAUUUGAUUCGGAAGAAGAAAGAGCAGCAUGCCACAGAGCAAGUUGCUAAAAUGAUAGAACUUGCGAGAGAAAGGCAAGCAUCUGAGCUGAAGACAUUAAAGGAGUCCUCGGAAAGUGACACUAAAGAAAUGAAGAAAAAACUGGAGGCCAAGAGACAGGAUCGAAUCCAAACCAUGGCUAAGAACACCAGUGAUAAGGGUGCCCAAGAAAGAUUGAAGAGAGAAAUCAAUAAUGCACACAUUCAAGAAGUCGUACAGAUGGUCAAACAGAUGAAUGAAAAGCAGGCCAGGUAUCAAGAAAUACUGGAAGCAAAGCAGGCAGCCUGCCUAGAGAAAAUCAAGGAAAAAGAAAACCAGCUCCAGCAAGAGGCAUUUGAAGAAUAUGAAGAGAAAGUGAAAACUCUCAGUGCAGAGGUGCAAGAUUUAGUGAAGAACAGUGGGAAAGUCUGUUUCCCUCUGGAACCUGACAUGGUAAAGGAUGAGGUCCUAAAUUCUGCCAGUGAGGGAGAUCAGGACCUGAAGCAAGAAAACAACCUGCAAGAAAACAACCUGGUGCUUGAGAACCCUGUUGGGUUUGAAACACAAAUGGCUGAGAUUGUCACAGAGGAUGAGGAAUGCGCUACAGAAACGCAGGUCAGCAGAUUGUGAGACUCCACUUAAUCAUGUUAGGGUCUCCACAUGACCUGGACUUCUAAUUUUAAAAGACUUAUUUUAUUUCAGAUGUCACAGCUACAUAAACCUUAACUGGCUAUCUCUUA
Molecule: messenger RNA, 4010 nt
Organism: Hemicordylus capensis (graceful crag lizard)
Lineage: Eukaryota; Metazoa; Chordata; Lepidosauria; Squamata; Cordylidae
Gene: PLCB2
Product: phospholipase C beta 2
Exons: 32
Coding region: 250-3900 (1216 amino acids)
Biological process (GO): lipid catabolic process; phosphatidylinositol-mediated signaling
Molecular function (GO): phosphatidylinositol-4,5-bisphosphate phospholipase C activity; calcium ion binding
Source: RefSeq, a predicted model, not a curated record